Molecule: messenger RNA, 2634 nt
Organism: Cylindrotheca closterium
Lineage: Eukaryota; Bacillariophyta; Bacillariophyceae; Bacillariales; Bacillariaceae
Source: the annotation of a GenBank genome assembly
AUGAGUAAUCAUCAGCAGUGUAAGGUCGAUGACUUGCUGUUUGGCAAAGAAGACGAAAAGGCAAAAUAUAGAUCCUCAGGUGGAGGAUCCUCCAGUCAGAAACGAAGUAAGCACAAACACAAGAAGAAAAAGUCAAAGCCAGGUGUCACCCAGGUAAAAUCUUCUUCGCCUACCGAUCAGGUCUUGUUUGGUGACGAUGAGAAGGCCAAAGCAAAAGCAUCCAGAGGGAGAAGUGGAAAGAGUAAGCCUGGUAUUGUUCGUGUCAGCGACAAACCUGCUAAGAAUAAUGGAAGGGGACAAAUGUCAAGCAAUAAUAGCAAUAAUAACACAUCGCGGACAGCACACGACAACAACAAGUUGACACCAGCUACUAUUGCGCCAGGAUCAGCCCCGUAUUCACUGGCGACUGCUGGUAUCAUCAAGGGAUCUGCUGGUCAUGGCGAUGCAGCGGAUCCCAUGAACAAUUUUGGAACGGAAUUAUAUAGUGACACGAAGGAAAAAAAGAAAUCUCCGUCUUCCGAAGACUCGCCGUCGAAUACCAAAAAGUACGCCAUUAUUGCCAUAGCCGUUUUGGCUAUAGUUGGUGGCGUCGUUGCGGCUGUCGUCUUGAGUGGUGGAAACAAGUCCAAUAACGAAGACAAAGCUGCAGUCACUUCGGUCCCACAGGUGAUCGUCACGCCAUCGCCUACCACUUUUGCACCAACCGUAUCCACACAGUCGCCAAGUGCAAUUGACCCGAACGUGCCAUCUCAAAGAGAUUGUCAAAACAUUGCCUCGCAACUACAUGUUACAGACCAGGACCAACUGAUUUCGAAAUCAUUUAGAGUGGACUUGGAUGUCGUUCCAUUGACAUUUGAUAGUGAUCCUGCCGACUUGCUACAGCAAGUUGUGACUGCCUUUCGACAACGAUUCGCUCCUAGUUUGGCUGGAUGCGAACCAACGACUCCUGGUGGUGGUGGUAGCCGCCAACGUCGACAACUCCGCAACCACCAGCAGCGAAUUCUCCUGGAAGUAUCCGACUACAAUGUGAGAAACGCCUUGGCUACCGGAAAGCAUCUUGAAGGAAUGAGCUGCGAUGGUGAUAACAAUGCACAAUCCACCUGUUAUCGAUUUCAAAUUAUUUUGAAUCUUUUCUUGAAAGAGGAAACCAGUGACUUUGGUUUAAUAAAUCUGAUCAUGCAACUCAUUGGCGAUCCCGAGCAAGCUGUUCAAAGAUUGGAUUUGGUCGAUGCAUGCCGUGAUAUUAGAUUGACCGUGUCGAACAUCAAUGAGUCCAGUGCCCCAUCCAAUGCCUCAUCCAAUGCACCAACCCCACAGCAAGCUGGCUUGCCCACGUCUUCUCCUUCGACUACCCCACCAUCCAAGGCCCCAGCGGUCGGUUCCACGCCGGACCCAACAGCAUCUCCUUCGAUUCUACCAAGUGCAGCACCUUCCACCCCGCUUCCAACUCAAAGUCCAACUUGCAGUGGUGUCGGUCGCUUCUUUGAAGGCGGAUCUUUUGAUGGAGUCAGUGGAAGCGAUACUGUGUUUGGACACAGUUGCAGAACGGACGACAAGGAUUUAAUUGUUCUGAAGGAAGAAGACAACUGCGGUGUCCAAUGCAUUGGAGUUCUAGAAGGCGGCAAUCUUGACGAGGACAGGUGUGCUUCUGGUGACGUUGAGUUUGCAAUUGCAGUGGAUACUAGGAACCAAUGGUUAUUGAUUGGUUACAGGAGUACAUCGGUCAAUGACGAACUAGCGUCGUCUCUGAAUUGUCCCUCGAAUGUGCUGCAACUAUUUACUCCAGCCCCAACGCCCGUACCAACUCCGGAGCCUACACCAGCCCCAACGCCCGAACCAACGCCGGAACCUACUCCUGGUCCGACACCACCGCCGACUCCAGGCCCAACGCAACCGCCGACUCCACCUCCCACGCCGUUUCCUACCGAGAGUCCUGUAUCAUUGGCACCUACUUGCUACAAGUGUGACGGAGGAGACAGACAAUUCUUGGCAUGCCAAGGAGCACUAGAAGAACUCGUUGGGUGCAACAGUUGCAUAGGGAUGGGUGCCUGCGAAGGCAUGCAAACUGUUCGAGGUAUUGCUACGAAUUCCUGUCUAGGGCCGUUUGCCUGUUGGCUGGCUGAUAUUGUGAGCAUUGGACAAAGAUCUUGCAGCGGGGAUAGCAGUUGUCAAGGAAUAGGUGCUACUAGUCCUAAUAAUGGACAAGGAUCUAGAAUUGGAACAGAAUCUUGCAUCGGGAAGGGUAGUUGUCAAGGAGCAUUUGAUGUUACCGUUGGCGCUGAAGCGUGCAGGGACUUUGAAGCUUGUACGGUUGCGGACGGAACCAUCGGCUCGGGUAGUUGCAUAGGAAUUCGAGCUUGCCAUAUGCGCGAAUCCAAAAUAUCUCCAAACUCAUGCAAAGGGCCUACCGCUUGUGCCUUCGCUGAAGAUUGGCUGUCUGAAGCUAAUUGGUGCCUGUGCCGGUCGCAAGGGCCUGCGAAUUGGUGCGAACUCUUGUACCAAGAGAUUCAGUUGUGCGGGAUUGGUGAAUGGAGCCGUCUUCAACAUCCAAAGUCUCAACAGUCCCGUGGACAAUCUCGAGGGGCUGAACAGUCUCAUGAAACCAGUGAUGGAUCUGGUCGUUGGUUCUGGUAG